Tuber aestivum (summer truffle) is the source of this 1443-nucleotide messenger RNA. The record is from the annotation of a GenBank genome assembly. NCBI's taxonomy places the organism in Eukaryota, Fungi, Ascomycota, Pezizomycetes, Pezizales, Tuberaceae.
AGUCAAACCAACCCACACACCCAUCGCACCUUGCUCACAACCUCCAACAUCUAGCGCUUUUCUUUUGCUGCUACAAAACAUAUCUACCCCCGUUUCAAAGAAUAAAACGAAACACCCUUCGACCCUUUUUGAGCGACGGAGUUCGAAGGGUAAGGGGGAUAUUUGCAUCUUCGACGAUAUACCGGGCACGGGCGUGAGACGAUUACGAGACGAUUGAAUGGCUGGCGCGCUCCUGCCGCAGCUUGACAUGGGCGGCAUGGAGGAUCACCGCCCCUCGAAGCGUCAGCGGAGAGGCAUCGUCCCUCCACCCCCGGAAUAUGAAGAUGCCACCCCAGUCGUGUCCGAGGAGAUGGCUUCAGACUUAUUGAAUCGGAGCACAGCCAUGAUACUCAAGUCUGUCGGGUAUAACGGUGCGACAGCAGUCGCGCAGGAAAGAUUAAGACAGCUUGCGGAGGAUCGUGUGUCUCCUUCUGCUCUGCCACUACUGCAUUAUUUGCCUAACACUGGAUGUAUAGACUACCUCCGAAUGUUGCACGUGAUAACCCUCCUCGCUACAUCUCAACGCCGCACGAAGCCCACAGUUGUCGACUUUGAAGAUAUGUUGCAGCACAUGGGUAUCACCGUCUCAUCUCUAGAAUCUGAAAUGCUCCGCAUGCCAUCCAAGACACAUGCAUUCGUUCUCCCUCCAAUCACCCCGCCGUCCCCGCCCACACCGGACCUAACCGCCCUGUUAGGACCAGAAUUGGCAGACACAGAACUUCAGAAGCGGAGUGCGUUGGAGGACUUCUUUCCCCCAUUGCCCAGCAAGCAUACAUACAAGGCUACACCGCUAUUCACGGAGCGGCCGACGGAGCCACGUGUUAUAAGGGAGCGCGCAACGGAGGAGGCAAGGCUUGCGGAGAACGCACUCAGGAAAUUGUUGGCCGUUAGUGCUCACGCUAAGAAUAAUGCGCGCAUUAGAGGCGAUGUGGCGGUUAGUACGAAGAGGAGGGAUCGUGAUGAAGCCUGGAGGGAGGCCUUUGAUGAGUCGGGUCAUGAGCAGAGUGGUGGGGGGAGUGCGGGAGCCAAGGUUAACGGGACUGGUGCGAUCAAAAUUAAGACCGAGCCGACUGAUUCCUUUGGGGUAUUUGCUAACGCGGAUGCAUUAGCUGGAGUAUCUGACCACCCGGUCACUGGUGUCGGAGCUGGGUCUGCAGGAGGUGGAGGCGAGGGAGCGGGAGGGGAUAAGGAAGGAGAUGCGGCGUACCUGGAGGUUAUUGUCAAUGCUGAGAGCAGGUACUGGAGGAAAGGUCGAGCAAAUGUUAGGAGGAGACCGGUGGCUGGUGAAGCUACGGCGGCAUAGAUUCCCUCUAUUUCUCUCUAUCAUUACUACUUAUGUUGUAAAAAAACCUGCAUUUCUAUGUAAUAUGGUCAUGAAAUGGGAUAUAACGGUUUUUAUUCUUA